AUGUUCUCUCAAUUCUCUCACAUUCGCCAGGCUGUGGAGAGCUUGGCUCAACACUCGUCGAAGCAAGAUUCCUCCACCGAAGAUCGACAUGGCCGGUCUUCGCUGGAGUCUCUGGGACGCGGUUCUAUAUCCUCCUCACCAUUAGCAGACUCUGCUUUGAGCAACAUAAAGAAAACACUUGGACCCCAGCGGCCUGGAAGCCCAGGUGGUAGCCGAAGGGUAUCCUCCCCGAGCUCCGAAAGUGCGACGAGGUCCGCACAAAGAACCACGCUGGAAGACAGACUCCGCGCGAAGUUUGCCAUCGGGGAUGUUUCAACUCCCACUUCUCCUAUUCCGUCGUCCAGAUCCUCACCCGCUUCGACUUCCAUGUUUGUCACAAACCAUCCCCUCUCUCCGACGUCUACCCCACUGCCAGAAACACCUGCCCCGCAAGCUGUGUUGAAGGAUCCUUUGUCCCCCACAUCUACACCUCUUCCUGACUCUCCCGUGCUCUCGCCGACCGUCGCAAUCGACUCCCCUCUACCUAUGAUGCUCGAUGCAUCGGCUCCUCCAUUUCUCCACUCUGUCUCCCCUGCACCAUCUUUAGACAGCAUUAUCGCUACGGAGAGCGCUAAUGCUAGCGUAGAGGUAUUACCGCAUCAUGACGGUACAGCUUCUCUUGCAGAUUCCAUCGAGGACCUCCCUGGUGACCAUAUUCUCCAGGAUGGCCAUGCCCCCGAAGGCGAAUUGUCGCAUGGUGGUGUGCCACUAGAACAGGACGCGGCCGCUCCUGUUCAGAACAUUGCUGGAGAAGAGCCCUCACCAAAGCCAUAUGAGCCCGCAGACGACUCCGUGACUCGUGACGGUGUAUCAAGUGCUGGUGUUACAACGAUAGACCAGGUCACAUCGUCCAGUGAAUCUGCGCCCAGUACUUGCGAGCCCUCAAGCCAUGAAGAUCCGCAACAGUUCCACAUUACUCCUGUUUCGUCUCUGAACGGAGGCGCCGUUGAUAGCGAACUACUGAACGGAGAAUUCCCAGACGGAGACAUUACGCAUGCUUCUGCAGAAGUUAAUGUAACCGUCGAAUUGGAUAUUGAUGCUCUACAGAAGCGUCUGAAGCUUGUAGAGCAUCGUUUCUCAGAUGUCUCCACCUCGUUCAAGAGGCUACAAGCAGAAAAACUAGCGGCAGACAGGGUCCUGCAGGAGCUCACUCCAGUCGAGAGUGUGCAAGAGGCGGACGCCUUGCGUGACUACCUCCAAAACAUCAAUUUCAAGGCGGAGAUGGCUCAGGAUGAGAUAAAGCGUCUGACUGGCAAAUUGACUCGCCAGGAUGAGCGCAUCGAAGAACUCAGGGACAUCCAUCGGCUCGAGUCCAAGUCUCAGUCAGACCUGAUCGAGAGGCUUCGUGGCCAAGUCGAUGAAGCUGAAGCUCUUCUCAAAGCAUCACAGGACUCCACCGCUCAAGUCGAAGAGGCAUCGGCGAUGCAGAAAUUCGAAGUGGACCGCUUGCAUAGUGAAGUUGAACGUCUGAAAGGGCUGGCAAAGGAGGAAGAGGAAAAGAGAGUAAAAGCUAUCGCUUUGCUGAAAACCGUGAGGCAGAAGCUGGUGAGAGCCGAGAAGGAGCGGGACGAAUCGCUCAGGGAGGUCCUAAGUAUCAAGGAGAAGGAUAAGGAGGACAGAGAGCGGGAGAAGGGAGAAAAGGUGGAGCUACAGAGAGAGAUAGAGAAGGUCAACGCUGAGAGGGAAACUGCAAUUGUCGGGUUGAGGGCUCAGUUUGACAAAGAGGUCGCCGGGGUGAAGGAUAGGUAUGAAAAGGAGAUUGCCGCUUUGAGAAAUCAGGCUGAGAUUGAAGCCGUUACGACCAAGACCUCUCAUAUGAAAGAGCUUGAUGUCAAGGUUUUGCGGAUAUCCCAACUGGAAAGUUCUGUGGAGGGACUUUCAAUCGAGAAGGACAACUUAUUUGAUCAGCUGCAAUUACGGCAGGCUGAGCUGGAGUCUGCGCGAUCUCACUUAGAGUCACUGGAAGGCCAGAGCACCGAGUACCAGUUUCAGUUGCGAGAGGCUGAUGACCAAGUUGCACUUCUCACUGAAGAGCUUGCAGAUAUCCGACGUGAACAGGAAACCAGGGGCCAUAUCUCCGGCCCUUCGGCUGAAGAAGUCACUCGUAUUCUUUCUGCUGCGGAGGCGAAAUAUGAGUCUCGUAUAAGCGAGCUCCGACAGAGACUUACGGCAACGGAGCGGGAAAGAGACGAAGGCGAAGCUGAGUGGAGUCGGAAAUUGUCCGGGAAGGUCAGUGAACUUGAGACUUUGAAGACAGCACUGAGCGCUUCGUCGCGGCACGAAGAGGAAGAAUCAGAAGAUGUGAAUGCAUUGAAAGGGGAGGUUCUGACGCUGAAAGAGGAUAUUCGCGCAUAUGAGAUCAUGGUCUCGGAGUUGCGGACGCAAGCUGGGAAGGUCACGGAAUUGGAGGAUGCUGCCAAAUCCCAGCUAGCUGAAUUAAGCAGUCGAGCAGCUGCCCUCCAACAAUCUCUUGACGACAGUAGAGGGAGAGAAAUGCAGUUGCGAGCUCAUAACAAGACUUUACGAGAAGAGUUGCGUAAAGUACAAUCCUCGGCAGCGCUCCUGGAGAAACAGCGAAAUCCUGGCGUCGGUUAUUGGGCUUCCCGACAGGAUGUCACUACCGAAUCUCGUUCGCCAAGAUCUUCGGUUUCCGACCUCACCUUACGGGACAGCUCCUCACGGCCCGAAUCUCCCACUACCGUAAGAUCGGACGAGGAACUCAAUGUCGAAUACCUGAGGAAUGUGAUCUUACAAUUCCUAGAACACAAAGAGAUGAGGCCUCAUCUGGUACGGAUACUGUCUACCAUACUGCGAUUUACACCCCAAGAAACGCGGAGACUGCUCUCAAAAGUGUAG
Molecule: messenger RNA, 2895 nt
Organism: Sparassis crispa
Lineage: Eukaryota; Fungi; Basidiomycota; Agaricomycetes; Polyporales; Sparassidaceae
Product: Laminin subunit alpha-2
Exons: 8
Coding region: 1-2895 (964 amino acids)
Cellular component (GO): Golgi apparatus
Source: RefSeq, a predicted model, not a curated record